UUUUUAUGCAUUUUCCACUUCUAGCUUCAAGAGAAUUUUCCUAGAACGCUGCAUUAACUUAUAGGCUAAAUUGUGAACCCAGAGUGACCAUGUUUGUGCUUUAGGGCUAUGCAGGGCACGAAACAUUAAUUUGUGCAGCAUAAAUGACAAACUUUCGCGGCAGCAGAAGAGCAAACGAUAAACUGGUAUUGAUAUCGAUAAGCCCGGGUGGUUCUGUUGUGCUACAGCAGAGUCAAGAGUCGAUGCAUUACAUCUAUGCUUUAAUCAUGAAUAAUUGAUUAAGUGAUCAAGAUUUUCUAAAGAUCAACUCCUAGAACCUAAAGGAAGGCGGUAUAGCUAGCACUUAACAUACUGUAUAACUAAAACUCAUCGCUGGGAAGGAAAAGCCAGAAAUUAGGAAAUCGUAUCUGUUCUUAACAAAAAUGGCUGAAUACCAAUAGCGAUAUGUGAAAGCCAGACCAGCCGCAAUGAAGUUUGUGUACGUGUUUCUUUUCCUGGUAGCAGCUUUGUUAUCUUGUAAUGCGUUAAACAAAGCAACGAAGAACACGGUUCAGCAAAUUAGUCAAAUCUCAAAACGAGUGCUAAAAGCAAUUCCAUUAAAAGGAAAAACAUUGCCUCUGCAAAAAACUCAAGCGAAGGUAGAAAGGCCUAAACAAAACAAGGCAUCAAAUGCAAAAAGAUGGAUGCCAGCUAAAAAGAAUAAUGUCAAAUACGUCGCGAAAAUUGCAAAUAACAAGAAAAGAUGGAUGCCGGCAUUUGCUGAGAUGGCUCAGAAUGAUAUGGAGAGUACUAUGAUGUUUGAUACAGGAUUUGUAAGUAGUGAUCCACGGUCAAGUUUCCAGGAGGCUCAACAACAGCACGCCGGUGAGUUCGGCCUACCACAAACCGAAGCAGCACAGCAAGGCCUUCCUCCAGAGCAAAGUUUUCUUACCCCCGGCAACAAUGACCAAGAAAUUGGUCUACCAGGGCAAGCAGUUGCUGGUCGAACACAAGAUAACCAGUUUCAAGCGUAUGGAAAUGAAAUCGAAUCGUUCACUAAGGAAGGCUUAGACGGGGGUACAAAUUCAAUGUUUAAUAAUUUUGAUGGCUUUCAAGAAUCUGCACUAAACAGCCCUAAAUAUCAAGAAGGGGAUUUCAUAGGAGGGCCAACGAUCGACAGUUCUGAAGGUAAACAAGCAAAUUUGUACGAUGCUUUUACGCUAGCACCUGGAAUGGCAGAGAAUUUUGUAAACCCCGUGAAGGAGAACAACGGUGAUUCCAAAGUAUCAGGAGACGGCAAAAAAGAUAAAAGUAAAGAUGAAAAGAAAAAGAAUGCGGAAAAAGAAAACACAAAAAAGGAAGAAGAUGAAGAAAAAUCAAACAAGAAAGAAGAGAAGGAAAAAUCAAAAAAGGAAGAGGAAAAAGCAAAAGGAAAGAAUGAAUCAAAGGAAGGGAAAAAGGGUGAAAGCAGUGCGAAGAGCGAAGCCAAGGCGAUUUCAGGAGCCCAAAAGGAGAAUGUAGAGAGUGAAGAUACAAAAGAGGCUAACAAUGACGAGGAAUCUGGUAAGGAGGCCAAAGGUCCAGGGGAUAAGUUAGAAAAUGCUGAGAAGGAGCAAAAAGAUGAAAAGGUUAAAGGAAAGGAGGGAAAAGCUAAGAGUUCGGCGGCAAAGGAGAAGAAUGUGAGUGAGACAAAAUCCAAGGAGGAUAGCGAAAAAGACGACUCACGUGAAAAAGAUGACAAGGAGCAGAACGGCAAAGCAAAUUUUGCAAACAGUGAGAACGAAUCAGCACAGGUAGAGAAAGAAGAAGAAAGGGAAAAGAUGAAACAAAUGAAAAAGAAGAUGCAGACGACCAAAGUAAGCAGAAAGAAAGUAAAAAUCACAAAGUAA
This is a messenger RNA of Rhopilema esculentum, 1868 nucleotides long. The record is from RefSeq and is a predicted model, not a curated record. NCBI's taxonomy places the organism in Eukaryota, Metazoa, Cnidaria, Scyphozoa, Rhizostomeae, Rhizostomatidae.